UCAUCUACCGGCCUUUAGCAGCCUUAACAAGCUUCUAGCUUAAACUUAAACUUACUCGCAUUUACACAUUUUACACAUUUACACAAACGAUUUACGUUUGCAUUCAACGACCAUCCCUCGAGAAAUUUACGUAUUCUUGAGUUUCCAGGUUUAAUAACAGGUACCUAAUAUUUACCUCUUAUUAAGGUGAAUUCAAACCAACGCCGAUAUUCGCAAAUACUUACCGACCUACCGAACAACCGACUUCCCUACCUCCCUACCUCCUACAUAACCUUUACCUUACCUUACCUUACCUUACCCUACUACCCUUUUUUUCAAGGAAUCUCCUCCAAGAACGUCUUUGGAGAUAUUACCCCAUCUUUCUUUGUCUCACUUUUUUUUCUUUUUGCGACGGUAACAGGUAGAUGUACAUCAUCUACGUACCUCUUUUUAGUCAGUCAAGAUUACCUUGGGAACCUGUUUCGACCUAAACGAACCCGGCUUAUAACUCUCACCUCAACCUGGUCUUCAAACUUCGAAUAAGUCGUUAUAAUAUCGAGUCUAAACGCCAAAAAGAAACCGACAAAAAUAAUUAACUAGAGACUUGUUUAUUAUUCAUAUCCGACUUAAAUUAUUGCAAAACCUUCGCCGCCAUGUUCGACCUCAUUCCGAAGCUCCUCUCCUCUAUAGCAUCCUUCCUCUUCCCCCUCUUCGCCUCUUACAAAGCCCUCAAGACCUCGGACCCGACGCAGCUGACGCCCUGGCUCAUGUACUGGUCCGUCCUCUCGUGCGCCCUCCUCGUCGAGUCCUGGCUGGAGUUCAUCCUCUGGUGGGUCCCCUUCUACUCCUACAUGCGCCUCUUCUUCCUGCUCUACCUCGUCCUGCCCCAGACCCAGGGCGCCCGCGUCCUCUACGAGACCUACCUCCACCCGUACCUUGAGGAGAACGAGGCCGCCAUCGAGGACUUCAUCGCUAGCUCCCACGACCGGCUCAAGUCCGCCGGUAUAGCCUACAUCAAGCGCGCUAUCGACCUCCUCCGCACCCAGGUCCUCGGCAUGCCCCCGCAGGAGCCCGAGCCCGAGGAGACGAGGGCUGCUGCUGCCGCCGCUCCCCAGGGAUACACGCAGGCGCUGCUCGCUAGGUUUAGCGUUCCGGCCGCUCGGUGGGCGUCUAAUAACACGGGCACCGCAGGGCACGACUUCUUCAACCUGCUGGCGAACGCGGUCGGCGGCCCUUCCGCUGCUGCUGCUGCUGCUAGCGGCUCCCGAACCCCAGGCGGGUCGGCGAUACCAGCCAAGGCCGACCCGAUGAUAUCCGCGGCGAGCCUGAUCCCGGGGACCUUCGGGGGCGCUGAGGAGAAGAUGACGUUCAUCGCGGCACAGCGGGAGAAGCUGGCGCUGAUGAUGGGCGCGCUGGACAGGGAGGCUCGGCAGCUGCAGAUCUCGGAGGAGGAGCGCAAGAGGACCGGGAGCAUGAACCUGGACGGGCAGGAGGGGGGCGCCAUCUCGCGGCCGCCGAGCGGGCACAGCGUGUGGAGCGGGCUGAGCAAGAGCCGGAGCGAGGUCGACUUCGAGAAGAUCGACGCCGAGAGCGGCGCCGAGGACGACAAUAAUCUACGAAGGAGGGCUCCGGCGACGGGGGCCGAGGAGAAUCCCGCUGGGAAACACGGCUGGAGCUUCCUUGGCUGGGGAACCGUGGGUACGGGUACGGGAGAGCAGACUAAUCAGCCUGAGACCGGACGCAGCUCCGGAGUCCAGAAGUAGGUACCUAAGAUUAGGUUAGGUUAGGUAGGCAAAAAAAAAACUACUGCACCUACGAACGACAUGGUAUUUAACCGCACGGAGUUAAUGGGUUUGGUUCGGGACUGGUCUGCAUAACUACCUACCUAGGUAGGGAAGGAAUUGGGGGUAGACGCGGUUUGAAUAAGGAGUUUAGAGCGUAGGAUUUCCUCUCUCUCUCCUACCCGGAGUUAUAAGGCUCUGCGUAACUGAGAGCGGCACGAUGCGUACGAUCCGGCUUUUAUAAUCAUAUCCGUUGCCAACCGUCUAUUCAUUCA
Daldinia caldariorum is the source of this 2035-nucleotide messenger RNA. Its product is annotated as TB2/DP1, HVA22 family-domain-containing protein. Bases 633 to 1742 code for a protein of 369 amino acids. The record is from RefSeq and is a predicted model, not a curated record. Lineage: Eukaryota; Fungi; Ascomycota; Sordariomycetes; Xylariales; Hypoxylaceae. The transcript is spliced from 2 exons.